UUCGUAGCAGAGCUAGUAAUAUAUAGGUUUCUAGUCUAUAUAUAUAUGCCCCCAGCUGCUGCCAUCUGCGACCACAAUCUGAACACCUGUGUGCUUGCUGUUGGUGCCGUUGCCAAUUUGCGAUCGGGAGACACAUUUAAACCCCGGGUUGGUCGAUCCCUGGCGGCCGGCGGCGCAGAGAACUUGGAGAGAAAGAGAGGGAGAAGAAUUUCUCUAUCUGCUUCUGUUGGUGUGAGACUUGGUUGGGAGGCCGGAGAAGGGGGAAGAGAGGAGCAUGGCGGCGGCGGAGCACGGGGGAGGGGCGGCGGGGGUGUGCGCGGCGCCGAUGCAGGCGACGUCGCACGGGGCGUUCCAGGGGGACAACCCGCUGGACUACGCGCUGCCGCUCGCCAUCCUGCAGAUCUGCCUCGUCGUCGUCGUCACCAGGGGGCUCGCCUACCUCCUCCGCCCGCUCCGCCAGCCCCGCGUCAUCGCCGAGAUCAUCGGAGGAGUUCUGCUGGGUCCGUCGGCGCUGGGCCGGAGCAACAAGUUUCUGAACGCCGUGUUCCCGAAGAAGAGCCUGCCGGUGCUGGACACGCUGGCCAACCUCGGCCUGCUCUUCUUCCUGUUCCUCGUCGGCCUCGAGCUCGACAUCUCCGCCAUUCGCCGUACCGGCAAGAAGGCCCUCGCCAUCGCCCUCGCCGGCAUCUCCCUCCCAUUCGCGCUCGGCAUCGGCACGUCGUUCGCGUUCCGUGCCACAAUCGUCAAGGGUGCCCCGCAGGGGCCGUUCCUCGUCUUCAUGGGCGUCGCGCUCUCCAUCACCGCCUUCCCUGUCCUCGCCCGCAUCCUCGCCGAGCUGAAGCUUCUGACCACUGACCUUGGCCGCAUGGCGAUGUCGGCCGCGGCGGUCAACGACGUCGCUGCCUGGAUCCUGUUGGCGCUCGCCGUCGCGCUCUCAGGUUCCGGCUCGCCCAUCGUUUCUCUCUGGGUGCUCCUCACCGCCACCGGCUUUGUCAUUGCCGUUAGCGUGUUGCUCCGGCCGGUGUUGGCGUGGAUGGCUAACCGGUCCCCCGAGGGCGAGCCGGUCAAGGAGAUCUACAUAUGCGCCACCCUUGCCAUCGUCCUCGCCGCUGGCUUCGCCACCGACGCCAUCGGCAUCCAUGCGCUGUUCGGCGCGUUCAUUGUCGGCAUCGUCGUCCCCAAAGAAGGGCCUUUCGCCGGCGUGCUCAUCGAGAAGACGGAGGAUCUCAUAUCGGGGCUCUUCCUGCCACUCUACUUUGUCUCGAGCGGCCUCAAGACGAACGUGGCCACCAUCCAGGGAGCCAAGUCCUGGGGCCUGCUGGUGCUGGUGAUUGCCAACGCCUGCAUUGGCAAGAUCGGCGGCACGGUGAUCGCGUCCCUGGUCGUCAAGAUCCCCGUCAGGGAGGCUGUCACGCUGGGUUUCCUGAUGAACACCAAGGGCCUCGUGGAGCUCAUCGUCCUCAACAUCGGCAAGGACCGCAAGGUGCUGAACGACGAGUCGUUCGCCAUCAUGGUGCUCAUGGCGCUCUUCACCACCUUCGUGACCACCCCCGUCGUCAUGGCCAUCUACAAGCCGGCGCGGCCCUCGGCGCCGUACAAGCGGCGCACCGUGGAGUGCGGCUCCGCCGACGCCGACAGCGAGCUCCGUGUCCUGGCCUGCUUCCACAGCAGCCGCAACAUCCCCACGCUGCUCAACCUCGUGGAGUCGUCCCGCGGCACGGGCCGGAGCCGGCUCGCCAUGUACGCCAUGCACCUCGUCGAGCUCUCGGAGCGGUCGUCGGCCAUCACGCUCGUGCAGCGCGCUCGCCGCAACGGCAUGCCGUUCUUCAGCAACAGCACCGGCGGGAGCGGCAAGGAGGAGCAGAUGGUGGUGGCGUUCGAGGCGUUCCAGCAGCUGAGCGCCGUGCGGGUGAACCCGAUGACGGCCAUCUCCGACCUGGACACCAUCCACCGGGACGUGAUCGACAGCGCCGCCGAGAAGCGCGCCGCCAUCGUGAUCAUGCCCUACCACAAGAUGCUCCAGCACGACGGCUCCUUCCACUCGCUGGGGUCGGCGUACCACGCCGUGAACAAGCGCGUGCUCCGUGAGGCCCCCUGCUCCGUGGCCAUCCUCGUCGACCGGGGCCUCGGCGGCCACGCCCAGGUGUCCGCCAAGAACGUGGCGUUCUCCGUCUCCGUGCUCUUCUUCGGCGGCGCCGACGACCGGGAAGCGCUGGCGUACGCGACGCGCAUGGCGGAGCACCCUGGCGUCGCCGUCACGCUGACACGGUUCAGCCGCAGCCGCCCGCAGUCCGAAGAAGAGACCGCCGCCGACGAGGCGGCCGUGGAGCAGUUCAAGUCGAAGCUGCGUGCCCACGGCGCGAACGACGACGGGUCGGUGAGGUUCGAGGAGCCGGAGUCCGGGGACGCCAAGGAGGCCAUCAACGCGCUGUCCAAGUGCAACAUGUUCGUGGUGGGCCGGAUGCCGCCGACGGAGCCCCUGGUGGAGCGCGCCGAGGAGCUGGGCCCCGUGGGGAGCUACCUGGCGUCGCCGGAGCUCAAGACGUCGGCGUCCGUGCUGGUGAUCAAGCGGUACGACCCGGCGACGAACCCGGGCAGCAAGCGGUUCGACCCCAAGGCCCGGCCGCCCGUCGCCACGGACGUCGACGAGGAGGCCGGCGGCAGCGGCAGAGCCAGCGUCGUGCCCGUGCCGUGGACGCCCACCCACGACGACAACAACAACUGAUGGAAUCUCAGAGCUGCAGGCGAUAGAAUCGGCAUAUGCAUCGAGAUUGGUUGUAGAAUCGAACUAGCCCCUCGGUCGAUCGUCGCCGUUGGAUCACUUGUAUCGGUGUGUCUGGUAACUCUGGUCUCGUGUUAAGUUAAGUUAUAAUGCGCGCGCCUUCUUACAGUGACUGCGAAACUAGGAUGCGAUGAAGUGUACAUAAUCAAUCGUGUUGCCUUCCCUCAAAAAAAUCGUGUUGCCUUCGUUUGGACACAUGCUGCUGUACUGUAUGUACGUCGAGGCACCACUGCCGUUUUUAUCUUGUUCAA
This is a messenger RNA of Brachypodium distachyon (stiff brome), 3033 nucleotides long. Its product is annotated as cation/H(+) antiporter 19. The transcript has 2 exons. Gene Ontology annotation, molecular function: antiporter activity. The record is from RefSeq and is a predicted model, not a curated record. Gene Ontology annotation, cellular component: endomembrane system; membrane. Gene Ontology annotation, biological process: proton transmembrane transport; regulation of pH. Lineage: Eukaryota; Viridiplantae; Streptophyta; Magnoliopsida; Poales; Poaceae. The coding region runs from base 275 to 2725 and encodes 816 amino acids.